AUGGCGUCUCAGGAGCAUCCGUCGUCAAGUUCUGCACCCCUGUCACCGUUGCCGUUGCCGCCUGCUGAGUUAGCAUCGCCGCUUCCUCCGCCACUCUUUAACGAGCCCUUCAUCAUGCCAGCAGCGCGCACCUCACGCUUCGCAGCGCCCGUGGACCGCGUCGUCGGCGAGGCAGAGCUGCUCCGUCAAAUGCGCUCCUUGCUCGGCCCCUUCGCGUCCACAUCCCGUCUCCUGAACCACCUGCGCGCCGUGCGCGGUAAGGUCCACUGGGCCGUCAAUCGCUACCUUCGCGAAGAGCUCAUGACCGGCUCUUCCUGCCCGGAUUUCGCUCCUCGGCCCUUACCGCGCGAUUCGUACCGAUCGGCUUCUUCCGUCGAGAGCUCCGCGCGUGGGAGGAGAGCGGAUGCAGCAGAUUCAGCAAGCGUGUCUGGAGAUGCGGGGUUUGCGGCGGCGGAAAGGGUUGAAGGUCCUGUCGUCGGAACUGUAGAGGAUGGAUUAGAAGGUGCGACGGUGUUAGCGGGCUCGCCGUGCGCGGACCGGUCAACUUGGCCAAUCCUAGACCCGCAGAUUAGGGCGCGCGCCGAACUACCGGGUGUCGCCGCGCACGGCGUCGCAUCUUCCGGCGACGCAGUGUCGUCGAGGCAAGGAAUCCCGGGCGCAGAAGCAGUCGUCACAGCGCGCGGACCGGUGUCUUUAGACGCGGACAGUAGAGACCUCUCAUGUUCCGCCGCCUCUCCUCCUCCGUCUGCGCGACCGUGCGCAUGCAUUCUCUCGUCGCUUUCCGCGUACGGUACCACGGUCGUCGCUGGCACUCCAGAUGCAGCGCUCACGGGCUGCGAAGAGGUCUCCGCCGCAGGGCGGAAAGCAGGUGCGGUGGAAGAAGUGGACGCGCGGGGAAGGGGAUUGGGUGCGCUGACGUGUGCCGCUUCGAGCGUCAAGUCUGUGUCGCAGGUAUUGCCGGGAUUGUUAUCGCCGGUGUCGCCAGGAAUGUUGGCGGAAGGAGGGGUAGCGGUUCUUGAGAGUGCUGAUCGGCUGACAGCGGUAGGCGGCAGGCAGCAGGCGGUAGCGCUGAUGCCCCAGCUGCAGGAGCAGGCGGACGAAGGGGACGCGGAUGACGCGGAGAAAGAGCGCCAGGGCGCAGCGGAGCGGCAUGGGGAAGGGAAGGCGGAGGGGCAGGGCGAAGGGGGCGGCAUGGGGACGGCGGAGUGGGAGAGUGUGCCUGAAGGGAUCUUGGAGUCAGUGUUUGCUCGGCUGGCUUUUGAAGACCUAGCCGCCGUGCUGCUCACGUGCUCCGCGUGGCAGGCAGUGGCGCGCAGUGACUGCCUGUGGAAGCAACUGUUUCUGCUGCGAUGGGGGCACUCUGCCACUCAAGCUAUUAUGCAGCAGCGGCGGCAGCAACAGCAAGAGCAGGAGCAACAGCUGGAGCAAGAGCAGGAGCAACAGGAGCAGGAGCAGGAGGAACUGGAGCAGGAGCAGGGGCAGAAAGAGAGCACGACGGUUACUAGCAGCAGAAGUGCGGUGGAGCAGCAGAGGACGGAUGAGCAAGUGCAUGAGGGGGUCGAUCUAGCACGGGGAGAUGACAGCAGCGGUGGAGAUACCUCAGCUCGUCCGUUGCAUCCAGACCACCAGCAGCAGCAGCCAGCAGUACCUGCAGCUCCGUUGUCAUGGCAAGAGGCGUUUCGGCAGCGUCUGGAGAGUGAGAGAGCGGCGCAGUGCCCCCAGUGCCGCAGGUCGCGCUUCGUGCCGAUCGUGUACGGCUUCCCAUUGGCUCCCCUGGUGGCGGGCAUGCGCAUGGCGCAGUGUGUGCUGGGAGGGGACCACCUGACAGACUACCCGGGGUACAACCCCCUGUGGGUGUGUGUGGGGUGCACAACCCGGUGGAGGAAGUACCCUUAUGCUGCUGACUGCGAAGGCCCCUACUUCCCGCCCUCGCUCUCCACCUCGUCUGCCUCGUCCACGGGCAAUGAGAUUGACGACUUUGAUGGUCUGGAGGCAGUGGCGGGUGUGGUGUGUUGGUCUUGGUGGGAAGAUGGUGUGCGGUCUGGAGGGUCUCGGGUUGUGGACGCACCCGCGCCCACUUCUACCCCUCCAGACUCUGCGCCUGGUGCGCCGGCUGCCGCCGCGGCUGCUCCCCCAGCCGCACCAGGAGCGCCGCCUGUCGCACCUCCCGCGACAGCCCCCCCGGCUGCGCAGACCACUGGGGCACCGAUCGCGCUGUCUGAUUUCGAUCAGGCGAAGCGCAAGGCGGAAGAGCUCGCGCAGAAGUUCCUUAACGCGGGAGGCGCGAAGCGGUCCAAGUUCGACGACGGGCCGCCCGCAGGCGUUGCCGCCGCCGUGGCUCCUCCCGGCGUGAGCGGCGCGAACGGCGGAGGCCCGCCGGGUGGUGUGGCGAGCUUCGCGCCCGGUCCUCCCGGAUCGCAAGGCUAUGGCGCUGGCGCGCAGCAGCAGAGCCAGCCGCCGCCGUACUACCAGCAGCCGCAGCAGGGGGACGCAGCGCCUUACUACGACCAACAGGGCGGCGCCGCUACGCAGUCAAAGAAGAUCGAUGUGCCGAACACGCGGGUGGGGUUGAUCAUCGGCAAGGGCGGCGAGACGAUCAAGUACCUGCAGGCGCAGUCGGGCGCCAAGAUCCAGGUCACGCGCGACAUGGAGGCGGACCCGCGCGCGCCCACGCGCCCCGUGGAGCUCUCGGGCACGGCGGAGCAGAUCGCGCAGGCGGAGCAGCUCAUCAAGCAAGUGCUCGAGGAGUCGGCGGCUGCCAGAGCGGCAGGAGGGGGAGGUGGAGGAGGCGGAGGAGGCGGAGGAGGCGGAGGAGGCGGAGGGGGGGGGUCGUACCCUGGAGCGCAGGGCGGAGGGGAGACGGUGACCAUCAAGAUCCCCAACAACAAGGUCGGCCUCAUGAUUGGUCGAGGUGGAGAGACGAUUAAGAGUCUUCAGGCGCGCUCCGGUGCAAGGAUUCAGGUGCAGAGCGAUCGCGAGGUGGAGCCGGGGUGCACGGAGCGCAACGUGAUGCUGAUGGGCAGCAAGGCGCAGACGGACAUGGCGCAGGACCUCAUCAAAGAGGUCCUCGACGACUGUGCAGAGCACAGCACAGCAGGGGACGCACUCAGCGCGCCACGCCACUCGCCCUCCGCGCGUCACUGCGUGCCGCGCGGCGCUGCUCCUUCAGUUGCCCUGCGCACCACACCAAACCGCACCAGAACACACCAGCCCAGCCCUCUGCGGGCCUCGCACGCCGCUUCCCCCGCCUGCCUGCGCGCCUCCUUCCCUUUCAGAGCCCCUCCGUCCUUGCAUCUCUCGCGCUCUCUUGCUUGGACUAAGUGCUUAGACUUCCUUACGCGCUUCUUGUCUCUUGAGAUGGACUUAGUCGUUACACCUCUCGUGCUCGUGCUCCUCAUUGUACUCGCAUUGCGUGGUGUUACGGAAUUCUUGUGUCUCGUUGACACCUGCUGUCUUGACUCUCUCUUUCUCUCCCUCUGUCGAGCUGAAAAGCUGUGUUCCCCCACCCUCUCUGACUUCCGUCCGCCCCUCUCCGCCUCCCUGUACGUACCUCCCCUACAUCCCCCCUCCACUUUACCCCCCUUCCCCUCCCCCCUCCCCAUCUCCGCCCUCGCCUCCAUGCCUCGCCACCCCAACCCGCCGUGA
This is a messenger RNA of Closterium sp. Naga37s-1, 3645 nucleotides long. Lineage: Eukaryota; Viridiplantae; Streptophyta; Zygnematophyceae; Desmidiales; Closteriaceae. The record is from the annotation of a GenBank genome assembly.